Sus scrofa (pig) is the source of this 4618-nucleotide messenger RNA. NCBI's taxonomy places the organism in Eukaryota, Metazoa, Chordata, Mammalia, Artiodactyla, Suidae. The record is from RefSeq and is a predicted model, not a curated record.
CCAUAUGCCGCGAGUGUGGCCCUAAAAAGUGCCCCCACCCCCAAAAAAUUAAAUUCUAUUUCUGGAACUUCAUGAGCCCUGUAACUCUCUUUCCACUGUCCUAAUUGAGGCAUUCAAUAUAUUCUUUCUCAAUUAUGCAAUAGUUUCUUAACAGAUCUCUCUGAAUUCUGCCUUUGGCCCUCAAUUAUGGUUGCCUGUGCUAACAGUGAAUCUGCUAAAGUACGUAUCAGAUGAUGUUGCCUCAAAACUUUCUGGGACACUUGUUGCAAAUUAAAUAAAAUUCUAGCUCUGUCACCUGUGGUGGUAUAUCCUCUCAAAUGGGCCCAGGAUCCAUCUCUGCCACCACUGGCUAGAGCCCCUACCCCCACCACCAUCCAAAAGGGGGUUGCAGCCCCCUGGCUGGCCAGUUCUGCAGCAUUAUUCCUCUUUCUAGUUAUUAUUCCCAGACACCUCGCUAAAGGCAGCCUUUCCAACUAUUUUAUGAUUAGAUACGUCUUUCCAUGCUGAGAUAGCUGAUUGUUUGCUUCCCUGACAGAACCAUGACUGAUGUAAGGGUUCAUGAGCAGUUUGGGGUGAGAUUGUGCUGAAGGAAGAAAUACCUUUUAUGACAAGUCAGAUGAAAAUGGUUCAGAGGCAUCAACAUUUCAAGUUGCUCAGAAUCCAUCUGAAUUGCAGAAGGAAGAGUAGAAAUAAUAGGACCAACUCUGCCAAACCAAGUGUGAAUGUCAUGGGGUCACAGACUUUCUCGUUUGUACUAAGAUGUGCAGACAUAACGUGGCUUCAAUAUUUUUCUGCAAAGGGUCUGUGCUUCCCCCUGAGCCUCAUGUCACAGGGACUGGGGGAGGGAUGGUGAGGAGAGGCAAGGAACUCAACCUGCCUGUUUGUGGAAUUUCAGCCUAGAGAACACAGUUUCAUUCUGGUAGCAGCCCUGUCUUUCUGAUUCCUGCCCUUUCUCCAGAAUAUCUGGGUGUGCAGGGCUGUGUGGACCAACCAUCUCCUCCCCCAUCCCACCCCCUCCCCUGUCUCUGGCUGGUUCCCUGUGUGAAGCAGCUGGUCUGGCCUAGUCCUUGACCUGGGAAUUGUUAAGGUCGUGGUUCCCGUCUUGGGCUGAGACCCCAUGCUGUCACCGACUGAUCAAGCCUGUGCCUCUGGUCCUUGCCUCUAGCUGCAAACCCCCUCACCAACCUGCCUUGUUCUUCCUUGAGCUUCUGUUGCUUCUCCGGUCUUAGGACACUCACAGCCCUGCUACGGGGUGUGUGGGCUUCCUGAUCCCUGGCCCCAGAAGCUUCAGUGUAGACCUGGAGGCCCCACCUUCCAGAUGGAGCCCGAGGCUCCCAGCUUUCCUCUGAACACAUCUGACCUGCAUCCAUGCUCCCACUCCAAGCUUGCGAGGGAGGGGGGACACAGUACCUGUUCUCUUGGUCCUCCGUCUCCAGGGCUGGCAGGGGUGAGGUUUUCACUUCUUCCUCUUCUCAAUUAGGGAACUCCUCUCCCUGCCAAAUGUUCCAACAGCACUUCACACAAGUGGGCAGGACUUCGCGGAAGAAGGUGUAAUGAGAGAAGAGGAGACCCUUAGUGGGUGUUAAGGUGGGUGAGUUGUAAAGGGAAAGCUGGAGCUGGGGAUGCCUGGAGGGAGGGGAGGGCAGGAGGGGGAUUCAGUUACUCACCCUGGCCGGGAGGGGCAAGCAGCCCAGCCCAGCCCAGCCCAGCCCAGAACUCGGAGCCUGCGCCUGGAACCUGCCCACCUGCAAGCUUUGUGACCUUGAGUGAGUCACGUAGCUUCUCCAGGGCUGGUUUUCUCACUGGUGUAGUGGGGAUCAUAAUGGGCCUUACCUCAGUGGUUUGUUGUGUGAUAGGAAAUGAUGCCUGUGAGUGCCUGAAAGGCACUGGGCACAGGGCAGCCCCCGCAACCCCAGCUACCAUGAGAUUCCCAAGCCAUACACUUAUGAGGCCAGAGAGGGAAAGCCAGCUGUAAACAAGGCCAAGGGCAAGUGGCUCCCAUUUGAUGUUAGCUGGGAAAAGGUUGAAGGAUUCAGCUCCGCCUGCACCAUGAGGCACCUGUGAAGCAGGAGUGGAUACAGACAACCAGAAAUGGAAAGUGAUGACGCUGGAGCCCUGGAAGAACCGGAAAUGAGGCCAGACAAACUCGCAGAAACGAAUGAAGAAAGUCCAUUAUUACAGGUUCUGUCCAGCCAUGUGACUUUCUUGGUCCCAGCACACAGCCCGGAGGCCUUUGUCCAUGCCGUCAGCAGCAUUCAACACGUACCUGCGGAGGGAUCUCAAGUUCCAAGGGCCAUGGACACACUCACGUCUGAGCAGGGCAGUGACACCCUCAGUUCCCCAGCCCAAACCAUCCUGCCCAAGCCUGGGGACUUUCUCAAUUCCUCAGCAAAAACCACACCAUCGGAAGAGGCUGAUACCCCUGAUUCCCCAGAAAAAAACAUCCUGCCCAAAGAGGGUGACAUUUUCAAUUCCUCACCCCAACCCGUCUUGCCCAAGCAGACUGACACCCCUGAUUCCUCAACCCAAACCAUUUUACCAAAGCAAGGUGACACCCCCAAUUCCCCUGAAAAAAACAUCCUGCCAAAAGAGGGUAAUAAUCUCAAUUCCUUACCCAAAACCAUCCCACCCAAACAAGCUGACACUACCAAUUCCCCUGAAAAAAUCAUCUCAUCCAAGCAGGGUAAUACCCGCAAGCUCUCAGCCAAAACCAUUCUGCCCAAACAGGACGAAACCCCAAAGUUCUCAACCAAAACCGUACAGCCCAUGGAGGCUGACAUCCUCAAGUCCGCAGAGGAAACCAUGCAGCCCACAGAGGCUGACACCCUCAAGUCCCCAACUCAGUCCAUACCAUCCAAGCAGGGUGACACCCCAGAGUCCUCGGCCAAAACUGUGCAGCCCACAGAGACUGACACCCCCAAGUCCCCAACUCAAACCAUCCCAUCUAAGCAGGGUGACACCCCAAAGUUCUCAGCCAAAACCACGCAGCCCAUGGAGACUGACACCCCCAAGUUCCCAACCCAAACCAUGCCAUCCAAGCAGGGUGACACCCCAGAGUUCUCGGCCAAAACUGUGCAGCCCACAGAGACUGACACCCCCAAGUCCUCAACUCAAACCAUCCCAUCUAAGCAGGGUGACACCCCAAAGUUCUCAGCCAAAACCAUGCAGCCCAUGGAGAAUGACACCCCCAAGUUCCCAACCCAAACCAUGCCAUCCAAGCAGGGUGACACCCCAAAGUUCUCAGCCAAAACCAUGCAGCCCACGGAGACUGACACCCCCAAGUUCCCAACCCAAACCAUGCCAUCCAAGCAGGGUGACACCCCAAAGUUCUCAGCCAAAACCAUGCAGCCCAUGGAGAAUGACACCCCCAAGUUCCCAACCCAAACCAUGCCAUCCAAGCAGGGUGACACCCCAGAGUUCUCGGCCAAAACCAUGCAGCCCACGGAGACUGACACCCCCAAGUUCCCAACCCAAACCAUGCCAUCCAAGCAGGACGACACCCCAAAGUUCUCAGCCAAAACCAUGCAGCCCACGGAGACUGACACCCCCAAGUUCCCAACCCAAACCAUCCCAUCUAAGCAGGACGACACCCCAAAGUUCUCAGCCAAAACUAUGCAGUCCACGGAGGCUAACACCCCCAAGUUCCCAACCCAAACCAUUCCACCUAAUGAGGCAGAUGCCCCCAAUUCCCCAGAAAAAACUACCCUCCCAAAAGAGGGUGACAUUCUCAAUUCCCCCACUAAAAUCAUCCCACCCAAGCAGACUGACACCCCCAAUUUCUCAGCCAAAAUCAUUUCACCCAAACAGGCUGGCACCCCCCGUUCCCUGGAAAAAACCAUCUCACCCAAGCAGGGCAAUACCCCCAGUUUUCCAUCAAAACUCAUUUUGCACAAACAGGGUAAUACCCGCAAGCUCUCAGCCAAAACGAUUCUGCCCAAGCAGGAUGACACCCCAAAGUUCUCAGCCAAAACCAUUCUGCACAAGGAAGCUGACACCCCCAAGUCCGCAGAGGAAAUCGUCCAGCCCAAGGAGGCCGACACCCCCAAGUCCGCAGAGGAAAUUGUCCAGCCCAAGGAGGCCGACACCCCCAAGUCCGCAGAGGAAACCGUGCAGCCCAAGGAGGCUGAGACCCCCAAGUCUGAAGAGGAAACUGUGCAGCCAAUAGAAGGCGACAUCCUGAAGCCGACAGAAGACAUGGAGCUCCUGGAGGUGGACCUGGUGAAGGUGAUCCUGACCAAGGAAGACUUCGACGUGGCGCUGAAGGAAGCCGGCGAGAGGCUGGUGGCCGUGGACUUCUCAACCACAUGGUGCAGGCCCUGCAGGGCCAUGAAGCCCAUUUUCCGAUCCCUGUCUGUGAAGCACCAGGACGUAUUGUUCCUGGAAGUGGACGCCGAUGAGUGUGAAGAGCUGGUGAAAGACCUCAAGAUCGUUUGCAUCCCAACUUUUCACUUUUAUAAAAAAGAGGAAAAGGUGGGCGAAUUUUCUGGCGCCCUUAAGGAAAAGCUGGAAGCGACCAUCACCGAAUUAAAGUGAUGGUGUGUUCCAAAAGCACUGGGCCCAGUGAGCUGCUCAUAGCUUGUGAUCUUUUUGUUUACAAAAGAAGAUGAGGUGUCACAAA